AUGGUUCACGGAUGCGUACCUGUGUCGAUGAUUCUUUUCUCAACGCUACGCAGCACGAAGCCCCGCAUCCAUUCCAACCGCCUCCGCCUCCGCCGCCAGCUCAUCUCCAGAAACUCCUCAGCUUCCUCCCGCCGCAUCACCAUACCCCCGCCGGUUCCCGUAACGCCCUCGUGCCCGGAACCAACAUGUCCCUGUGCACCAACUCCAGAAAUGCCCGAGGGGCUGGAGAUUGACCAUGAGCACAACCUGAAUGGCACCAUGGCGCCUUAUUCGCAGCAAGUGCUGAUUCUGACUGGGCAGCGUGAUUGGAGGAGUAGGAUUGAAGAAGAUGGGCUGGAAGAGGGUUGGGGGAUGUUGGGGAGGAGUUUAAAGGGGCUCGUUGGGAGGGGAGGGAGGUAUGCCGAUCCAUACAACAACAUCAUGAUUACAAACACCUCAUUCCAACCUCAGCACUCAACCGGGACCGGGGCAGCCACUACUGCUUCCGCCCUUCUCUUUCCCUCAUUCCGGUACAUACCCAAAACUCCUCUCGACGAAGCCGGCCUAGAUGCCUUUGUACGCGGCUUUCUUCUACCCACAACCCUCCACCCAGCCCACGACCCGCUCCCGGCCUCACAAAAAGAGUGCAUGCGCCGGGUCCCCACUCUCCAACACUCUUUCUUCCCAGAUAUGGCGCGGAUACGACACUCCCCCACCAUCCUGAUAUGCGGACACGGCCACCGCGAUCAGCGGUGUGGGAUUAUGGGACCCCUUCUGCAGACUGAGUUCCGGCGCGUCCUGCGGGCGAAAGGGUUUAGAGUAAGUGGCGGGGAGGAGAAUGGCGAUGGUGCGUUUACGGAUGUUGCUGGCUGGGCGAAUGUGGGGUUGAUAAGUCACAUCGGAGGGCACAAGUACGCGGGGAACGUUAUUAUUUACCUUCCGCCGUCGAUGUCGUCGGCGGGAAGCGGGGAGGGCGGGCCGGUGUCGCUGGCUGGGAAAGGCAUUUGGUAUGGAAGGGUUGAGCCGAGACAUGUUGAAGGGAUUGUUCAGGAGACGGUGUUGGAGGGUCGGGUUAUUUCUGAUCAUUUCCGUGGGGGAGUUGGGGCGAAUGGUGAGAUUUUGAGGCUGUGAGAAGAAAGAGUGGGGUGUCGGAGGGUAUGUAUGCGCUGUACAUUAGGAUAAAAUAGAUACCGUUUACAUUUACAUUUAGAUUUAGAUAUUGUGGAGAGGAUGUGGGCUUUUGGCCACUAGGCCAUGGACACAAUUAUACAUGUUACGCGAG
Messenger RNA from Histoplasma capsulatum G186AR, 1261 nucleotides. RefSeq names its product sucrose cleavage family protein. The coding region runs from base 1 to 1110 and encodes 369 amino acids. The record is from RefSeq and is a predicted model, not a curated record. Lineage: Eukaryota; Fungi; Ascomycota; Eurotiomycetes; Onygenales; Ajellomycetaceae. The transcript has 2 exons.